Trifolium pratense (red clover) is the source of this 2028-nucleotide messenger RNA. RefSeq names its product probable glucan endo-1,3-beta-glucosidase A6. The record is from RefSeq and is a predicted model, not a curated record. Gene Ontology annotation, molecular function: hydrolase activity, hydrolyzing O-glycosyl compounds. Gene Ontology annotation, biological process: carbohydrate metabolic process. Bases 360 to 1748 code for a protein of 462 amino acids. The transcript is spliced from 3 exons. Gene Ontology annotation, cellular component: plasma membrane. Lineage: Eukaryota; Viridiplantae; Streptophyta; Magnoliopsida; Fabales; Fabaceae.
AAGUAAAAAGAGUUAACUAUUCCCUCAAAAUAUAGUCGUUGGUUGGUUUAAGUGUUCAACACAUUAAUGAUAUAUAUAUUUCCACUUUAUUAAACCACCAUUGUCUGUCUCAUCUCAUCUUCUCAUACACACAACCCACCCAUUUCCAGGAUCCAUCCAUCUCCUUGUCACCUUCCUCUUUUCCCUUAUCUAUCACCAACAUUCAAAAUAGUACUAACUUACUAACUACAAACAUAGUAGCAAACAAACCAAACUAAAAAAAUAUCCCACAUUUCAUGGAUCCAACUUCAUAAUCACAUCUUCUAAAAAACUGAAAACAAAAAUCACUUCAGCUUUUUCAUUCUACUCAACAAGUAAAAAUGUCUUUGUUUUCUCUCUUCCUUCUAUUCUCCAUUUUACUCAACACCAUUUCAAAUGCUUCAGCUUUUUCAUCUCAACCAGGAAUCUGCUACGGACAACUAGGAAACAAUCUACCAAAACCCUCAAAGUCAAUUUCUCUAAUCAAAUCCCUAAACGCAAAACGCAUCAAAAUCUACGACACAAAUCCACAAAUCCUAACAGCCUUAAAAAACACAAACCUUCAAGUCUCAAUCAUGUUACCAAACGAACUUAUCACAAACAUCUCAACAAACCAAACACUCUCAGACCAAUGGAUCAAAUCCAACGUUUUACCUUAUUACCCUCAAACGUUAAUUCGUUAUCUUCUCAUAGGUAACGAAAUCAUUUCAUCAACACCAAAUUCCACGUGGCUUCAUCUUGUACCUGCGAUGAGAAGAAUCAAACAUUCUUUGAAAAAAUUCAGAAUCAAGAAAAUUAAAGUUGGUACUUCUUCUGCUAUGGAUGUUCUAGAAACUUCUUUUCCACCUUCAAACGCUGCGUUUCGUAAAGAUAUAGCUGUUCAAGUUAUUAAACCCAUGCUUCGGUUUUUGAACAGAACCGGUUCAUUUUUCUUUUUAGAUGUUUACCCGUUUUUCCCUUGGAGCUCUGACCCAGUUAAUAUUAACUUAGAUUAUGCUUUGUUUCGAGCUAGUAAUGUUACUGUUAAGGAUCCGGGUUCGGGUUUGGUUUAUACUAAUUUGUUUGAUCAGAUGGUGGAUGCGGUUUAUUUUGCGAUGGAGAAACUCGGGUUUCCGGAUAUUCGGAUUUUUAUUGCAGAAACGGGUUGGCCUAAUGGUGGUGAUGUUGAUCAAAUUGGUGCUAAUGUUUUUAAUGCUGCUACUUAUAAUAGAAAUUUUAUUAAAAAAGUUAUUGAAAAACCAGGGACUCCGGCUCGACCCGGUUUGAUUCUCCCGAGUUUUUUAUUUGCUUUGUUUAAUGAGAAUAUAAAACCGGGUCCGGGCACAGAGCGGCAUUUUGGGUUGUUGUAUCCAAACGGGUCGUGGGUUUAUGAGAUUGAUCUUUCGGGGAAGACACCGGAGUCCGAGUUUAAGGCUCUUCCACCGCCGGAGAAUAAUGAACCGUAUAAGGGGAAAAUUUGGUGUGUGGCAGCGCGCGGAAGUAAUGUGACGGCGUUGGGGGAGGCAUUGUCGUAUGCGUGUUCACAGGGGAACCGGACUUGUGAUCCGAUCCAAACCGGGAAAAAAUGCUUUAAACCCGAUUCGGUUUUUUGGCAUGCUAGCUAUGCGUUUAGUUCUUAUUGGGCACAGUUUAAGAAGAUUGGGGGAACUUGUUACUUUAAUGGGCUUGCUACUCAAACUGCAAAGGAUCCAAGUUAUGGAUCUUGCAAAUUUCCAAGUGUGACACUUUGAAGAAGGAAUCAAAUCAUGAAAAUGGAGCUCCAAUCUUAAUCAUUCAUUAAUUGACAUUUCUAUGACAGGAAAUUUGUAUUUGAGAUACUUAUUUAUAUUGUAGUUUGAUGUUGCUUUCAUUUCCUCAAUAUGGGUUCCCUCUGGUAAGUGUGGUCAUAUUGAACCCACAAAGGAGAAACUUAAAUUGAUGAAUGAUUUUAAAUACUCGCAUAGCAAAUGUAGCCAUUGUUUGACAUCGUGAUGCUAGAAUAGAGUCAUGAAGUACAAUAUUUUUCUUACA